AUGGGGACGGGAAAGAAGAAGAUAGAAAUCAAGCAAAUCAUGAAGGCAGCAUCAAGAAUGGUGACAUUCUCCAAAAGACGUAAAGGGCUUUUCAAGAAAGCUUUAGAACUCGAAUCCAUGACUGGUGCUCGUGUUGCUGCCAUUGUUUUCUCACCCACUGGAAAACCUUACAUUUCCGGCGAUGUUAAUUCCGCCAUUGACAGACACUUUUCUAGUUCUAUAGAUCCAUCAUCUGGUUCUUAUGAUGUUUCUAGCGGCUCUUCUGAGUCGAGAUCAUCGCCAUUGAGGAACGGUCUCUGUAAUUGGUUAGAGAAUAUCGACGUUGAAGAAUGUGAAAACUUGAAUGAACUGUUGUUGUUGAAGGAGCAAUUGGAAGGAACAAGAGAGAAACUUGCUUGCAUGGAGGAUUCUGAGUCCUUUCUAGCUAUGUUUAUGUCAUAG
This is a messenger RNA of Nicotiana tabacum (common tobacco), 441 nucleotides long. Its product is annotated as MADS-box transcription factor 23-like. Gene Ontology annotation, biological process: regulation of transcription by RNA polymerase II. The record is from RefSeq and is a predicted model, not a curated record. Gene Ontology annotation, molecular function: RNA polymerase II cis-regulatory region sequence-specific DNA binding; DNA-binding transcription factor activity, RNA polymerase II-specific; protein dimerization activity. Lineage: Eukaryota; Viridiplantae; Streptophyta; Magnoliopsida; Solanales; Solanaceae.